Molecule: messenger RNA, 1629 nt
Organism: Sinocyclocheilus anshuiensis
Lineage: Eukaryota; Metazoa; Chordata; Actinopteri; Cypriniformes; Cyprinidae
Product: caM kinase-like vesicle-associated protein
Exons: 11
Coding region: 212-1417 (401 amino acids)
Biological process (GO): protein phosphorylation
Molecular function (GO): protein kinase activity; ATP binding
Source: RefSeq, a predicted model, not a curated record
CAAAAGAUAGAGAGCCCAAGCGAGCGUGCGCUCCAAGUGCAGGUUUCUAGGUUGGCAGCAGAGCGCGCGAAUAGAACGUGGCACGGGGAAUAUUGGCCAAAAUUACCGCGAACUCAAACAUCAGGAGACGCUCAGAGGGAAGCGAACGAGAACGGUCGACAGCGCCUAUUUCUCUGAAACGUUCAAAUUAUCCGGGUAUAUAGGAGCAGCCAUGCCAUUUGGCUGUUUGACUCUGGGAGAGAAGAAGGACUACAACAGUCCUUCAGAGGUCACCGAUAAGUAUGACCUGGGACAGGUAGUGAAAUCGGAGGAGUUUUGUGAAAUCUUCAGGGCAAAGGACAAGAACACACUGAAAAUGUACACCUGUAAAAAGUUCCUGAAGAAAGAUGGAAGAAAAGUACGAAAAGCAGCCAAAAACGAGAUCCUCAUCUUGAAAAUGGUGAAGCAUCAUAACAUCCUCCAGCUGGUAGAUGUCUUUGAGACGAGAAAAGAGUACUUCCUCUUUCUGGAGCUGGCCACUGGAAGGGAGGUGUUCGACUGGAUCUUGGACCAGGGCUACUACUCAGAACGUGACACCAGCAAUGUGAUCCGGCAGGUGCUUGAGGCCGUGGCUUACCUGCACUCUCUUCACAUUGUUCACAGAAACCUAAAGCUGGAAAAUCUGGUCUACUUCAACCGUCUGAAGAACUCCAAAAUUGUAAUCAGCGAUUUUCACCUGGCCAAACUGGAAAAUGGUCUUAUCAAAGAGCCAUGUGGCACACCAGAGUACCUUGCUCCAGAGGUGGUCGGCAGACAGAGAUAUGGCAGACCAGUGGACUGCUGGGCCAUUGGGGUGAUCAUGUACAUCCUACUGUCAGGAAACCCACCUUUUUAUGAUGAGACAGAAGAUGAUGAUUAUGACAAUCAUGAUAAGAACCUGUUCAGGAAAAUUCUGUCUGGAGACUACGAGUUUGACUCACCCUAUUGGGAUGACAUCUCAGAUUCAGCAAAAAGCCUAGUUGCAUGUUUAAUGGAGGUGGAUCAGGACCAAAGACUGACCGCACAGGAAGCCAUCAAUCAUGAGUGGAUAUCUGGAAAUGCCGCCUCAGACAAGAACAUCAAAGAUGGUGUUUGUGCUCAGAUCGAGAAAAACUUUGCUAAAGCUAAAUGGAAGAAAGCUGUUCGUGUGACCACCAUGAUGAAGAGACUCAGGGCUCCAGAUCAGAGUGACUCUGGAGCCUCUAGUCCUGCAAUGGGAGCCUCAGGAGGACCUGUUACCCCCAGCACCACCCCUGUUCCCCUGGCUGCCACACCAGUACCUCCCCGCACCACCCUGGAUCACCCUGAGGCCCAAACGCAGGAGGCCUCGGCUCCAACACGGUGUAAUGGAGAGAUACUGACAUCCCAGCAGCUUAGUGGGGAGACUAGGGAGGAAUAGAAUGACGGAUGACAUUCGGGUAAAUAUAGUGGCAAAUAGAGCAGCACCUACACACUACAUAUAAAUUCAUAUUGAAAUCUAAUGGUGGAGCAAAGUUCAAUUGUGUCUAAAAGCUUGAUCGCCAUUUUACAUUUUCAUUUGUGCAAAAUGCUGUAAUCUAGGAAGACUUUAAAAAGUAAAUCCCAGUCCCAUAGUAGUUUUAUCUGUAUUUU